This is a messenger RNA of Spea bombifrons (plains spadefoot toad), 1008 nucleotides long. RefSeq names its product olfactory receptor 8H1-like. The record is from RefSeq and is a predicted model, not a curated record. The coding region runs from base 1 to 924 and encodes 307 amino acids. Gene Ontology annotation, molecular function: olfactory receptor activity; G protein-coupled receptor activity. Gene Ontology annotation, cellular component: membrane. Lineage: Eukaryota; Metazoa; Chordata; Amphibia; Anura; Pelobatidae. Gene Ontology annotation, biological process: G protein-coupled receptor signaling pathway. The transcript has a single exon.
AUGGAAAACCAAAGCGCCACAAAGGACUUCCACAUAGUAGCCUUUUCCAGUAACGAAGAUAUUCAGCUGUUUCUCUUUGUGGUCUUUUUAUCGAUAUACUUAAUCGGCCUUCUAGGGAACUUAAUUAUAAUCACAGUGACAUGUAAGGAUACUCAGCUACAUACCCCCAUGUACUUCUUCCUUUGCAAUCUGUCGUUCAUAGACAUAUGUUACACCACAGUGACUAUUCCUAAACUCAUGGACAUUUUAUUAACAGGAAAUAAUCUCAUAUCUUUUGUCCAAUGUUUUACACAGAUGUUCUUCUUCAUUUUUGUAGGUAGCAUUGAAGUCGUUCUGUUGUCAUCCAUGGCGUAUGAUCGUUACGUUGCGAUCUGUAACCCCUUACAAUAUUACCUUAUUAUGAACCAAAAAAAAUGUGCGCUCAUUUUGAUUGGUAUCUGGAUACCAGGAUGUUUUAAUUCUUGCAUCGUCACGUUCUUUGCUUCAAAAUUAUCUUUGUGUCAUUCCAAUAAAAUUCAGCACUUCUUUUGUAAUGUUAAAGCACUGGCACAAAUAGCUUGUGCCAACGUAGGAUUUGAUGUGAUGAUCUACGUAGAAAUAUUGAUACUUGGGCUUUUUCCACUAUUGAUCAGCUUCGCCUCCUAUACAAAAAUAAUUAAAAUUAUCCUAUCUAUUAAGACUACCAAUGGAAGAAGAAAAGCCUUCUCAACCUGCACGUCUCACCUCAUGGUUCUUAUCAUUUUCUAUGGAACCAUUUUGUUCAUGUACAUGAGACCGACUUCACAGGACUCUGACGAACUGGACCAGGUGUUCUCAGUGCUGUACGCUGCUGUGGCACCCAUGUUAAACCCCCUUAUAUAUAGUCUAAGGAAUAAAGAGGUAAAACAUGCUUUGAUGAGGAUAGUGGGAAUGAAAAGCAAAUAGAUUUAAGUGAGGUUUUACCUGAAUUCUAUUAUUCUAACAUUGUCCCUAUAUUAUCAAAAUAUUUAGAGAUUUAGAUUAAGAUUC